Nasonia vitripennis (jewel wasp) is the source of this 1096-nucleotide messenger RNA. RefSeq names its product ADP-ribosylation factor-like protein 2 (gene Arl2). The record is from RefSeq and is a predicted model, not a curated record. The coding region runs from base 333 to 887 and encodes 184 amino acids. Gene Ontology annotation, cellular component: microtubule cytoskeleton; cytoplasm. NCBI's taxonomy places the organism in Eukaryota, Metazoa, Arthropoda, Insecta, Hymenoptera, Pteromalidae. Gene Ontology annotation, molecular function: GTPase activity; GTP binding. Gene Ontology annotation, biological process: protein folding. The transcript has 2 exons.
AGUGAAUCCAACUUAACAAUUCUUGGCACAUGCGCGGAUCAGUCGCGGCCAUAGACAUAAGAGAGAUAGACUGCGUGUGUAGGUUUGCAAAAGUGGCACCCUAUUAGAGAAAGACAACAUACCUUCUUUCCAUAUUAUAUACCAAGCAUUGAUAGAAGGUAUGGUGUCUUUGUCUUACACAUUGACAUAAGAGAGUCUCUCUUAUGUCUAUGGUCGCGGCAUACUUGCCUUAAAAGGUUAUGUUUUGAUCUACAAUUUUCAAUCGGUCAGAAUUAUUGAUAAUAAACUUGAAGACCUUUUUUCAUGCACGUUAAGCUUUUUUGUAAACCACAAUGGGUCUCCUAACAAUAUUAAAAAAGCUGAAACAAAAAGAAAAAGAAAUGAGAAUCCUCAUGCUUGGUUUGGAUAAUGCUGGAAAAACAACGAUAGUAAAAAGAUUAAUUGGUGAACCUAUUGAUACAAUAUCUCCAACGUUAGGUUUUAAUAUAAAAACAUUGGGCCACAAUGGAUAUAAACUUAAUGUGUGGGAUGUAGGAGGUCAAAAGUCAUUACGGACAUAUUGGAAAAAUUAUUUUGAAAGCACAGAUGGUCUUAUUUGGGUAGUUGAUAGUGCCGACAGAAGACGUUUAGAAGACUGUAAAGAGGAAAUGCAUAAACUAUUGCAGGAAGAACGUUUAGAAGGAGCAACACUUUUAAUUUUUGCAAACAAGCAAGACUUACCUGGAGCAGUUACGACAGAAGAUAUUGCACAAAUUUUGGAUUUGGAAAGUAUAAAAACGCAUCACUGGAAAAUAUACAAAGCUUCAGCCAUUACUGCUGAAAAUCUCUUGGAAGGUAUAAACUGGAUAGUAGAUGAUAUUUCCAAACGAGUAUUUUAUAAUGAUUGAAUAUGUGCCUAUGCGUGUUUUGGUACAAAUAAUAACUCGUUUACUUCCAGCAAUUUAAUUCUCUAGAUAUCAAAAACUGUUUAAUGUAAAAGAUGUUAAUUUUUAUAAUUUAUUAAUUUUAGUAUGUAAGAAACACAGUGAUUUAAUGUACUAUAUUGCUAUUUUCUACGAUAUUUUCACAAUAAAACUUAAGUUUUUAUUAAAAAAAA